AUGAUGUUGAGGGUACAGCAAUUCUUUCACGAGGCUACUGGCGAUGGGUCAUUGUCUUUUGAUACAUUUACUGUCGUGCUUCGAGUACUCGAUAAAAGCAACGAUUCAACUGCUAGCGACAAAGUAAAGAAUAGUGAGACUCUGACAGCUUUCUUCACUGCUCAAUCGCAACAUGAUCAAUGGAUGAACGCAUUUGCCAAAGGGAUCAACUAUGCUAAAAGCCGGGCGACUUUAAGGGAUGAGAAAGGUAUCUUGACUCCGUGGCAAAUGUCUGGAUCACAUAUUCGUAUAGCUGCAAACUCACAAAUGAAAGCAACAGUGCUAGUAGACGCAGUUCUCAUUGGCUAUCGUUUGCGUUGUUAUUCCUCUCAAGAAGCUACAGCAACUGCCGCUUCUAUAUCUGCAUUAAGCCAAGAUCUGACUUUGUCAGUGGAUACCAGACUCAGUCUCUUGAUAUCGAAAUUUCAGCAUGUUCAUCGUGGGAAGCGCCGACAACAUCCCGGUUGGCGCUAA
Messenger RNA from Plasmopara halstedii, 513 nucleotides. RefSeq lists its product as uncharacterized. The coding region runs from base 1 to 513 and encodes 170 amino acids. The record is from RefSeq and is a predicted model, not a curated record. NCBI's taxonomy places the organism in Eukaryota, Oomycota, Peronosporomycetes, Peronosporales, Peronosporaceae. The transcript has 2 exons.